ACGUAACGUCCACGCCACGAUUCUAUUGGUUCGUUGUUGAGUUGAUUGGUAAAGGGAAACGGCUGUCAACUAUUUAGAUACUGAGAUGGAGGGUGCUCGGCGGCAUGCUCAAAACACACGGAGGAUGGACUCGGUCCGUAGUAGAAGUAUCUGUAGGCGUUUCAUAAAUGGCUCUUGCAGAUUUGGUCCAAGGUGUAAUUAUCGUCAUGAAUGGCCAGUUAUACCGUCAGCCCAGAUAUGUAGGUACUUCCAGAAAGGUGGAUGCUGGUAUGGUGAACGCUGCAGAUACCUCCAUGUUCUUCAACCUGAAGUUGAUGCAGCUGUUGCAGGUAGAAGAGGUUCAGUGCCUGCCGUCUCCUCCUCCUCCUCCUCCUCUGUGGCUUACGCUCAACCUGACAGAAGGGGGUCAGAGCCUGCUCUUCUGCAGGCUGAGGUGAUGUCCAGGCAGGAAUGCCGCAGAUCAGAGGUGAUGCCUAAUGUGUCAAAUCCUCAACUCAACAUUGGGCGCCUGGCAGCACAUAUUGCGGAGGAACCAUUGCACGAUACUCUCUCUGAUCACACUGCUUAUUGUGAUUCGAACCAGAGCUCUGAGGAUGCACAAGCAUGUGUUGGAAGAAAUGAGCAGGAGACUUCUUCCAGUUAUACAACAGAGGAUGGUGGAGCUGCUGCUGCGCCCUCUAGUACCCAAGGGAAAGUGGAGGAAAUGCAGGCCUACCUCCAGAGUAAAAAUGUGACUUGUGGGAUCUGCAUGGACAAAGUGUAUGAAAAGACAGACCCAAGAAACCAUGUCUUUGGAAUCCUUCCAAACUGCAGUCACGCUUUCUGUUUACAAUGCAUCAUGACCUGGAGGAAAACAAAAGACCUCGGGCCGGACGUGGUUAAGAGCUGCCCACAGUGCCGCAUAAGGUCACCCUUCUAUGUGCCUAACAACUACUGGGUUGAAGGUCAAGCAAAGGAAAGGGUAGUCGCUGCCUUCAAAGAGAAAUUCAGUAAGAAAAGCUGCAGUUACUACACGAGAUACAGAUGCUGCCCCUUCAAAGCAGAGUGCCUUUAUCGACAUGACAAACAUGCACGUCACAGGUCAUUUCCGUAUCAUACAGAAGAUGAAGACGAUUAUGAUGGCGUCGACCUUCUUAAUCUUUUCAUAGCCAUGACCCUUCUAGGUGGUGAUGACGAUGAUGACGACUUUGACUUUCCUUUUUACCUUUCUGAGGAGUGUGAUUUCUGAGGGUUUUUUUUUUUUUUUUUCCAGUCUUUUUGUCAGUGCCUGAAACCACUGAAUGUGAUGGGGUUUUAAUUAUAAAACUGGCCCCAGAAGAACACAUGGCUGUAUUUUGACCCUUCUGUCAGUAUUGAAACAUCUUGUUGAGAAGCCAUGUUCGAGAUCAGUGAUAUCAACCAUGCGCCAUGAUGGGGCCAAGUGUGUUCAGGUUUUUAAUUGCAGCCAGACUAUAGCAGGUAAUUUUACAGAUUAGCACUCAUUCAACCAGAGAGUAAUCAAAUCAGCUGCUACAGUCUGGAAAGGGGAAUCUGUACACUUGGCUCGCCACAACACAUGCUUUUGGUGCCCCUGCUCUAGAAGUAAGCGCCCUAGAUGGGACACUAUAACCUCUAUCUCUAAUGAUUGUGUGGUUAAACUGUGGCCUUCUAGUUUGGAUUUAUUUCACCCUCCCAUGGCCAUAGAGUAAAACAUGUAGACUGUUAAUUUUGAGUGCUUAUUUCUGACUUCUGUCUGAGGAAUUGUGACCAUUUUGAUAUUUUUAAGUGUUGCGUGGAUGGUAGUUUUAAUUGUCUAUACUAUUACCCUCCUUGCUAAUGUCCACUAGUGAUGGUACCUGUCUAAGGUAACAGCCACAACGCCCCUCUUCCUAGGUUUGACAAGAAUGUAAAAUGUUAAGAUUUUUAUUUCUUUUAAAGAAGUUGUACUUGUACACAGAAAAUAAAACAUUGCUUCACACUGUC
Messenger RNA from Micropterus dolomieu (smallmouth bass), 1962 nucleotides. RefSeq names its product makorin, ring finger protein, 4 (gene mkrn4). Lineage: Eukaryota; Metazoa; Chordata; Actinopteri; Centrarchiformes; Centrarchidae. The transcript has 8 exons. Gene Ontology annotation, biological process: protein polyubiquitination. The record is from RefSeq and is a predicted model, not a curated record. Gene Ontology annotation, molecular function: metal ion binding; ubiquitin protein ligase activity. Bases 86 to 1228 code for a protein of 380 amino acids.